Osmerus eperlanus (European smelt) is the source of this 4794-nucleotide messenger RNA. It is a transcript of the gene zmynd11, whose product is annotated as zinc finger, MYND-type containing 11. Gene Ontology annotation, biological process: regulation of signal transduction; regulation of transcription elongation by RNA polymerase II. Gene Ontology annotation, cellular component: nucleus. Lineage: Eukaryota; Metazoa; Chordata; Actinopteri; Osmeriformes; Osmeridae. The record is from RefSeq and is a predicted model, not a curated record. The coding region runs from base 167 to 2086 and encodes 639 amino acids. The transcript has 17 exons. Gene Ontology annotation, molecular function: DNA binding; transcription corepressor activity.
GUUUACUUCCCAAUCCAGAGCUAGACUAGUGUAGCCAGCUGGCCAUAAACCAUAAUUCAGACAGUCAAAAACUAUCCCGGAAAUACAAAUGUAAGGAGCCUCACAUUGAAUCCUUCACGGAUUUCUACAGAGUCAUAGAUUAGUAACACUGUAGUGCAGGUUGAUCAUGAAUAAAGACGUCAUGUCACGUGUGGUGAAGAAGAGGCAGGCGGACCCCAAGGUAGUCCAGUAUGUGUGGGCCGCCAUCGAGGUUAUCCGCAACCAGAAACAAAUUGCCAACAUGGACAGAAUCUCAAAGUAUCUGAGCCGUGUGUUCAGCAUGCACCCCAAGGAGACGGCCAAACAGCUGAGCCUGGCGGUGAAGGACGGCCUGGUGGUGGAGACCCUGACGGUGGGCUGUAAAGGCUCGAAAGCGGGCAUUGAGCAGGAAGGCUACUGGCUACCUGGGGAUGAGAUGGAGCAGAAGGCUGAAGGAAGCAAGAUGGUGAGGGAGCAACCGGAGGAGGACUGGGAGGCGGAGAGCCACGACUGGUACUGCUUCGAGUGCCACCUUCCCGGGGACGUGCUGAUGUGCGACAACUGCUUCCGGGUCUACCACCUCAAAUGUCUGUCAGAGGAGUACAAGCCUCGCGACGGCGGCUCCCACUGGCAGUGCGUGGUCUGCAGGGUGAGCUGUGGUAGUAAAAAGAAGAACCUGAGCAAACAAGAGAUGUGCAAAUAUCUGCGCUUCAUCAUCCAGCGCAUGAAAGAGAGGGCUGUGGACCUGAACAAGAAAGGCAAAGAUACUAAACACCCCAUGUACAGACGGCUCAUCCACACAGCCCUGGAUGUGUCCAACAUCCAAGAGAACCUGGCCGAGGGCAAAUACAAGAGCUUUGACGAGUUCAAGGCGGACGCCCAGCUGAUUGUGCAUAACACGGCCAUUUUGUUUGGAGUGCACAGUGACCAGGCUGAAAUAGCACGGUUGCUCUACAGUGACACCUGCCACGAGUUGAACGAACUGCUGCUUUGCAAGACCUGUUUCUACCUGUCCAACGCACGGCCCGACAACUGGUUCUGCUACCCCUGUACCCCCAGUCACGAGGUGGUGUGGGCCAAGAUGAAGGGCUUCGGCUACUGGCCGGCCAAGAUCCUGCAGCGGGAGGACAACCAGGUGGACGUGCGCUUCUUUGGACACCAGCACCAGAGAGCGUGGAUCCCGUCAGACAACAUCCAGGACAUCAAGGUGAGCGUGCAGCAGCUGCAGGUGAAGCGCAGCACAGGCUGGAAGAAGGCCUGCGACGAGCUGGAGCUCUACCAGCGCUUCCAGAGGGAGGGCCGCUUCUGGAAGAACAAGAUGGACGACAGGAACCAGGAGGAGAGGAGAGAGCCAGAGGAGGCCGAGUCCAGCAUCUCCUCCACCAGCAACGAGCAGGUCCGACAGCUCAAAGUGAACCAGGAGCCCAAGGCAAAGAAAAGCCGUCGCAGUCAAGCCUCUGAGCCCAAAGAAGAAGUCAGUGACCCGGAGCCGGAGAUGGAGGCCGUGAGCUCCAGCCAGGAGAUCCCCACGACGGCGCCGCAGCAGCCGGAGAAGCUGUCCGUCUCCACCCAGACCCGGAAGGCCAGUGGCGGGUCGCCGCGCACGCUCCACCGCAGCACGCAGACCAGCAGCGAGGGUGCCGCGUGCCAGAACAUGUGCCACGAGAAGUACACCAAGAUCUUCAACGACGUCAAGGAGAUGAUGAAGGCCGACAACAAGCGGGAGACGGAGCGCGUGGUCCGCGAAGCCCUGGAAAAGCUGCGCUCUGAGAUGGAGGAGGAGAAGCGUCAGGCAGUGAGCAAAGCUGUGUCAGGCACCCAGGCGGAGAUGGAGAGGAAGUGUAAGCAGGUGAAGGACAAGUGCAAGGAGGAGCUGGUGGAGGAGGUGAAGAAGAUGGUGGCCCAGCAUAAGCAGCUUAUCUCCCAGACCAAGAAGAAGCAGUGGUGUUAUAACUGCGAGGAAGAGGCCAUGUACCACUGCUGCUGGAACACCUCCUACUGCUCUAUCAAGUGCCAGCAGGAGCACUGGCAUGCUGACCACAAACGCACCUGCCGCAGGAAGAGAUGAACAACCGCAGCCAUCCGUUAGGUACCCCUGCCCUCCACACCCAGCCCCCUGUCACACACACGUCGGCCCCUCCCCUUUUCUUCCUGACCUGCCUUCCUGAACACUUUGUGGACCCAACAUUUUGCCCUACGUCUGAGGGAGAAAAAAAAUGCUCUCUUUUUCAUUUUAUGUCAUUGCUAUUAUUUAAUAUACUCAGUGCAUUGAUUAUUUUCUUCCUUUUCUCCUGAAUCAUCAGCAGAUCGUUCAAAGAGCAUGGCUCAAAUGCAUAGUAUGGUAUGAUUUUGUGUUUCUUUACUUUACAGAAGUGCAAAUUUUUGACUUAUGUUGGAGAAUGUUAUUUAAGUGUGUAGUAACUGAGCAUUAACUGAAUACAUUUUAUUACCUGAAUUUUUUAAUCACUUUUCUUACUGUAAAUGUUUAACAAGAAAUAUACACCGUCGAUCUUAAACUAUAAGUACUAUUGCAGCAUUGAAAUAGCUAUGCUUUCAUACAGAAAAACAAUAGAAAAUGCUGAAAAACAUGACAAAAAAGUCAGCUUGAAAAUAGAAAAAAAAAAAAAGGAAGAAAAAGUAGUUCCUGGACAUUUAGUGUAAUGUUAUUCAUGAAAAUAUUUUGGUGAAUAGCACCUUUGUAUUGUUUUCACAAAAUCGAUCGUCCUCAAGUCACUUAAACAUUAUUGGGAACAGGGUUAUAAAGUCGGCAAAGAAGCUGACAGCAAUCUUCAGUUUAUUAUUAUGCACAUUUUGGGUUAACUUUGAAUAUACUGUAAUUUUUGUAAUUCAAAGAAAAUUUGCGAUUUUAUCAAAAUUUUCCAGGGAAUAUAUAGCAAUCUUUACUGAGCUGGAUCUUGGAGAGGUUUCUUCGUAAUUUGACAGUUUGCACAUUUCAUUUCUUUGUCAUAACCCAAAUGCUUGUAAUUUGCCAAAAAGGAAACCAGAUUUGCUGAACCAAUCUUUACCAGAGAAAUGUGUCCAGUGCUGUUCUCUCCCCUUGUUUUGUUUUGGUUGGCGUCAGUGUCAUUGUUAUUGUGAUGUACACUCUAAGUACGGUUUUAGAAUACUCAAAGUGACUAGCUAUGAGACUCAUUCACUGCUUAUGCUGUAGUUGGUGAUCAGUGCCUGUUUUUUCAACACCAUCAUCAUAUUCAGAGUAAAGAGAUGUGCAUGUUGAUAGUUUCAAAAUUUGCAUCAAUAGAAGAAAAUAAAAAAAAGCUUGCAGGGUAUCUGGUGUCCAAUAGACAAUGAGUACGGAUGGACCAAUAUAAAAUAUAUGCAAAUAUGAUUGACCUGGCAAUUUUAUUUUGGAUUUCUUUCCACAAUGAGUUGUGUCAUCAGGUGCUUGAAUUAGAUUUUCAAAACGGGCAAUUAAAUUGCAUUUGAAAAAAUAUAUAUAUACUACCCAGAAGCUACUCCGUAAGUGUAAGCUAUUGUAAGUCCUUGUGACUGUUUCCUUUGUUAUGAAGAGUUGACUGAAUAGAGGAAAAGUUCUCCCCAUCAUUCAUUCAUUCAUUGACUGUCCAGUUUUUGAUCCAAGUUUACCAUUAUAUGGAACGUGGCUGUUGUUAUCUCAAACAAGUGCAUCACUUUUCAGACUUAGCACAGCUUUUCGAGUUGCAUGAUAUACAACCUUUUCCAAAAAAACUUUUAAAAAACUAUUUUCUUUUUGUAGCCUCUAUUUCAUCUAAAUAUUUCUCACUUGAUUGCAUUUUAAGGCAACUGUUUGUUUUAAACCAACAUGAUAUUUUGACAGUAAUGAACUUCAAUUGCCUUGUGUGUAUCAGUUUAGUGUUAAAUAGGCUUUGACUGGCCGUUGUAUUAAAACAUUCUCCUGCAGAAACCAUGGCAACUCAAGUAUGUUGUCUGCUCUGUUGGAGUGACACACACUUGUUAAACCAACUCAUAAUGGUUGCACUACAUGUAAAUACAUCUGUGUGUUAUCCAUCUUCUAGAAUUUCACCUAUGGUGACAGAACUUGGAAUGGAAUCUGUAUUACUGAGGUUUGCAACUCAUACAAAUGUACCCUCUAAAAUAACAGAUGACUUAAAUUGGAUUUUCCACCAUAGUUAAGCUAUCAAUAUAUUCAAUCAUCUAAGCUAACUGUCAAGAUCUCUGCUCUAGCAGUUUGAUUCACUGAUUGAUUAUCUUAGUCUUCAUUGUUACUUUUUAUUUUGAAUUUGGAUAGUAGUGUUACAUGGCUGUUGAAUCAGAAAUGAAACUUCUUUGGUUCACUUCUACAGUGUGUAUUUUAUAUUUGUCCAUCCAUGUGUAAUGAUCAUUUGUGACAUUUUACAUAUGUGGAAAUAUUUUGAUGUCAUUCCAGUUUGUAAAGUAGCUCUGGUAAAUGCAUGAGUAAGGUGUGUGUAUUACAGUUCUUUUUCCAUGUUAAAAGACAUAGUUGCACUUCCUCAAAAUGAUGCAAUAUGACAAUGAUAUUUUGUUCUAUUUCCUUUCAAAAUUACAGUCUAGCUAAUUUUACCCUCCACUAACUAUUGACUACUUUCUGAUGAAAAAAGUGUAUUGUCACACCCAUUGUCUCGGAAAUCAAUGAGAUUGUCCCCAACUUAGCAAAUUUUGUUUGCUGUCCAUAUGUAAACUUUAAACGUGGCUUAACAUUUUUAUGCUCCUGUCAUUCUGUUUUUGCUUUAGCUAGCAAUAUGUAUAUAAAUAUAUUCUAUGUGCUAACAUGGAGAAAUAAAUGUAUCAACAAGU